AUGGAUCGAUCAAACAGAAAAACCAAGCGAGAGGAAAUUAGAGAUUUGCAGAGAUACAAAGAUAUUGGCUAUUUGACCUCCUUGGUCAAGGACCGGCAAGAUAGACAGCAUGUAUCAAAUGUUUCGAUGUACAAAGAUAUCGGUCAUAUGUUUCGACGAGCAACGAAGCUAUUCGAUCGCGUCACUGCCGUUAAUAAGGAGUCGAAAAAGAGCUCAUACAAUGUGCGCGAGCUGAUCGAACGAGCAAAAUCUACAUAUAAAAAAGUUGAUGACAUUCUUUCCAGACCAGAUGUGAAAAAGAUGCGAUGUACACAAAAGCCAGAAGUAUCUCCCGGAUUAUCUGCAGAUUCAAUCGAAUCACCAGAAAAAUACAAGUCGGUUAAUGCAAUUGCUCCACCAAAAUGGACAAAUAAAGAAGAAGAGACGACCACCGAAUAUUCGCUGAUCAUUUCGCUCUCUACCCGAGAUCCAAAAGAUGAUUCUGACCGAGCAAACAGCGAGAAAAAAACUAGUGGGAAACGAACUGAGGCUGAAAAAGCAGUGCUAAAACUUCAAAAACAGCAGUUGCGCAAAGCAGCGAAAAAAUCUGCGAAAUUGGCUGCGAAAGAAAAAACACAGAAGGAAGUCGAGAAGCCGGAAAAAGUUAGUAAGCCAGUGAAAGUGGAAAACAUACCAGAGCGUGUGUGUGAGACACCAUCCUGGUUCGAAUUCGUGUCCUGCUCAGAUGGGCGUCAAAAGAAUUCAGUCUGUGAGACCUCCUGCUAUGGUCAAGGGAUCACAUUCGACAAAAAAGAAAUGAAGUCCACCUGUCAGUGUACAGAAGGUGUCUGCGAGUGGGACAACAAGAAUGGACCUUCUUGCGUCAUCAUUAAGUCAGAAAAGAAUGUUACUGAGGAUAAGGAGAAAGAAGUUCCAGACUUUUGCGAGGAGCUAGAAUGGCUCGAAUCUGGAGAUGUCAUCUGCUCAGAGAAGAAUCAUAAAGACUCCGUUUGCCUGAUGAAAAGCUGUUCAAAGAGGCAGAUCUCGACGGCGGUAAAAUGCAAAUGCUAUACGAAAGAUGACGAUGUCUCAAAAUGCAAAUGGCAGGAAGAGCUUAAGGAUGACUUUACCAAAAGAGGUCCUCGAUGUAUUCGUCAAGAAAAACGAGGACUAACAGACGAACGAUGCGAAGAAGAAGACUGGUACGCAUCUUCAUUUGGCGCCAAUCCUAAAAUAGAGUGCACAAAGAUGAAUAAGGAUAAAUCCGUCUGCCAGCAUACUCAGUGCAAGAAAAACCAGGCGCCGAUUCCAGCUACGUGCAUGUGCUUCGACCGCUCAAGUGAUACCAAGAAAUGCAAGUGGAAUAGAAGGCCCGAUUGCGGAAAUCCAGAUAAAGUCGAGGAUCCAAUUUCGCUCGGAUUUAGGAGCUCGCAACGAUGCCAUAAGCCAACGAAUUGGGAUUAUAUCAAUGCUGUCAAGUGUACUAACGGAUACAACAAGGGAUCUGAAUGCAGGAUCAAUCGAUGUCCAGGCACAAUGGUUCAGGCAACAGCAACAUGCUCAUGCUAUGGCAUUCGAUGCACCUGGCUCUACGAUCAUGGAGAAAAGCAGCCGACAUGUGUUCACGAGCCGCAGCCAAGCUCCAAAUCUCAACAAGGCGAUGGAAUGUUGAGCGAUGUUGGUAUGGGCGGUUUAAUGGAGGUGGAAGAACUUGAAGAGCAAGACAUUGAAUCUUUUGACUUCUCAAGCCGGGAAUGUGAUUCGAUCGAAAAUGGUUACACAAUCUGCACAAGUAGAAACCACGAGGGCAGUAAAUGCCGUCGCCUUGACUGUCAGUCAACAGAAACCAUCUGUGUCUGUGGAGAGAACGGAUGCUCUUACGACAAAGGGCUGCCAACCUGUAUGAGCAAGGCUGUGAUGGCACGAGGAUGCGACAAAAAUGGUUGUGACGGAUGCGAUAAGGCCCCGUGGAUGGAUCAGCCAACAACUCAGUGUACCCAUUUUAAUUUUCCAGGCUCCCAAUGUUACAGAUCGAACUGCUACCACCCGCUCCAAUCGACGCGUGCGACUUGCCUCUGCGAAUCCGUCAAUGGAGUCACGAAAUGCGACUGGAACUCAAGCCCAACUUGCUUCCGCCAGGCUAGAUAUGGGCGUUAA
Molecule: messenger RNA, 2136 nt
Organism: Oikopleura dioica
Lineage: Eukaryota; Metazoa; Chordata; Appendicularia; Copelata; Oikopleuridae
Source: the annotation of a GenBank genome assembly